AUGCCACUCAAGUAUCACGAAAAAUGGUGCCAACACGACGACUCGGUAGACUGCCUUAGUUUCAGUCCUGAUGGUCUUUAUCUUGCUAGCAUUAGUAUGGAUGGUACAAUGAAUAAGCUUGAAACCAUCGGUUUUCAUGUCCAUGAUAAUCUGGUCAAACAUUUGGUGUUUGAUCAUUCAGGAACUUGGUUGGCUACAGGGGGGAAACAUGAAUUGAAGAUAUGGAAAUAUAUUGCACGAGGCUGCCUGCUCGCCACCUAUCUUCAGCAGGGAGUGAUACGCUGGGAUGUAAACAAUAGUGUUAUUCGCUGGAUGAUACCUUUACAAACCUUAAUUGGGCACGCAGAUAUAUCUCCUGAGGAAAUGUGCAUUGCCAUUCCGAAUCAGCUAGAUGGUGUAGAUGUUUAUCAAAUACCAACAGCAAUACUAUUGUUCUCAUUGAAGUAUAACUUGAGCCAGGACCGGAAAUCAAUCCACGGGCCUUACACCUCAGAUACUGUCUAG
Molecule: messenger RNA, 504 nt
Organism: Serpula lacrymans var. lacrymans S7.9
Lineage: Eukaryota; Fungi; Basidiomycota; Agaricomycetes; Boletales; Serpulaceae
Exons: 6
Coding region: 1-504 (167 amino acids)
Molecular function (GO): protein binding
Source: RefSeq, a predicted model, not a curated record